Molecule: messenger RNA, 645 nt
Organism: Solanum dulcamara
Lineage: Eukaryota; Viridiplantae; Streptophyta; Magnoliopsida; Solanales; Solanaceae
Exons: 1
Coding region: 142-561 (139 amino acids)
Molecular function (GO): calcium ion binding
Source: RefSeq, a predicted model, not a curated record
GUUUAUCCUCUCGAAAAGAAUAUCUUUAUUUAACAAAUUGGCAUAAUUCCCUAGCCAUAAAUUCUAUUCCAAUUUCCCCACAUCACUAACAGUAACCUGAUAAUCAUUUGAAUAGUUUCUCAAACACUUCCAAAAAUAAAAAUGGGAGUGGUGAUCAUCGACGGAUCAACAAUUCGAGAUUUCGUCAACGACGAAGCUGCUUUCGCAAAGUCAAUUGAGAAAGGAUUUACCGAUUUGGACCUGAAUAACGACGGCGUUUUGUCCCGAUCUGAGCUUCGCAAAGCGUUCGAAUCUCUCCGUCUCAUCGAGUCUCACUUCGGCGUUGACGUCGCCUCCACGCCGGAGGAACUCACUAACCUCUACGAUUCCAUAUUCGAGAAGUUCGAUUGCGAUCACAACGGUAACGUGGACCGGGAGGAAUUUGGGAAUGAGAUGAGGAAAAUUAUGCUGGCGAUCGCCGAUGGACUCGGUUCGUCGCCGAUUCAAAUGGCUCUUGAUGAUAGUGAACAGAGUUUGAUCAAGCAAGCUGCUGAUCUCGAAGCUUCUAAGCUUCCUGCCUAGUAUAUAAUUAACCGCUUUCGAUUUGUGUAGCAACAAGUUGUUUUUUUCUGUUGUUUCAACUUCAAUAAUAUGCUUGUUUUGUUA